This is a messenger RNA of Schistocerca cancellata (South American locust), 4072 nucleotides long. RefSeq names its product zinc phosphodiesterase ELAC protein 1-like. Gene Ontology annotation, cellular component: nucleus. Lineage: Eukaryota; Metazoa; Arthropoda; Insecta; Orthoptera; Acrididae. Bases 121 to 1209 code for a protein of 362 amino acids. The transcript is spliced from 8 exons. Gene Ontology annotation, molecular function: 3'-tRNA processing endoribonuclease activity. The record is from RefSeq and is a predicted model, not a curated record.
GGAACAACUUGGCCCAUCGACAUCUUUGAUAGUACCAGGUAGUGGCACGUGUGUUUGUUUAUUAUUGUGUCUGUGUCACGGGUGCUGGUAGUAUGGAAACAGUGUGAGAAAUAAAGUGUCAUGGAACUAAUAUUUUUAGGGACUGCGUCUUGUUAUCCAACAGCAGACAGAAGCGUUUCUUGUACCCUUUUACGGUUUGAAGAUGGCAGAAUCUGGAUGUUUGAUUGUGGAGAAGGAUCCCAAGUUCAGUUACAGAAGAGCUCAGCAAAGCCAGGACGUAUAGAGAAGAUAUUCAUAACUCAUCUUCAUGGAGAUCACUUGUUUGGUCUGCCCGGCCUGCUAUGCACUCUGUCGAACAACAUGAGUGAGAGCAAGAGUGAUUUCUUGCUGGAGAUUUUUGGCCCCCAUGGAUUGAGAAGAUAUGUAAGAGAAUGCUUAAAUCUGUCAAGAUCCAUGUUGAAUUUCAGCUAUGUGGUUCACGAGUUGAUGAUAGCUCAACAUCAAUACCCUGACGAUUGGCAGGACUGGAAAGUGGACAACGAUGACAACGGAUGUCUACACCCGCAGGAGAUUGGAGGUCGAAGUAUAGUGUGUGAUGACAGUGGUGUGUGGGAAGUUUUCAGGGGGCAGAGCGCAACUGUGCUGGCGGGUGCAGCCUUGCACAGCAUCCCGUCAUUCGGAUUUGUGGUGACUGAAGUGGACAGCCCCGGACGGCUCGAUGUCGAGAAGCUGAAGCAACUCGGUGUGCCCCCUGGGCCCCUUUACGGCAGGAUCAAGGCAGGCCACAGCGUCGAAAUAAAUGGAAACACUAUAGAACCGUCAAGUGUAUUGGGACCGAAGAAAAAGGGUCGUAAGGUAACCAUUGUUGGGGACACCUGUGAUGCUUCCAGGAUGAAGAAGAUUGCUCAAAAUAGUGAUGUCGUAGUACACGAGGCGACGCUGGAAGAGGCUCUCAGGGACAAAGCCUUGGAAAAUGGCCAUUCCACCCCUGCAAUGGCUGCCCAGUUUGCAAAGGAUAUCGGAGCCAGGGUCCUCGUACUGUACCAUUACAGCCAGCGAUACCGUCAGACCGCAGAUGAUGCCGAAGGGGAUGUGGACAGCGUCGCUAAGCUGUUAGCAGAAGCCGAGGCCGCCUUGUCGGACUGCGAUUCCUGUUCAGUUAUAGCUUCAGGGGACCUCAUGGAGAUUCCUGUCAAAAGGCGAGAAUAGCUAUGAACUUCACAUCUGUCUGUUUAUUCUUUGACAGGCAGGAAGUCUGUGUGUAUUUGUAAUCAGAACUGUUGUUUUUACUAUUUGUUCAAUAGCUUUUAUGAAAUUUGACCUUGUGGCCUGAUGGUGUAAUGCAGUGUAUCAGAAUUAAUGAGAUUUUAAUAUAUAUAUUUAGAAAAAAAUUGUUCUUUAUAUCCUUGCCACUUCUUCAUUACCAGUUCCAGCAGACUGCCAGAUGUCUAAACGUCUGUGGAAUAUAAAGUGCCACAAUGACUGUUUUGAAACUUCUCAGAAGAUUAAAAACUGUGUGGUGAAUCGAGACUCUGACCUGGGAUCUUGCCUUUCACAGGCAGUGAUGUUACCGUGUGAGCUGCCUGGACACAGCUCAUGAUCUGCCCUUACAGCUCUAGUACUACCGGUGAGUUGCAGGCAGGUAGCUCAGCCGUAAGAGCAUUGCACAUGAAAGGUGAGGUCCUGGGUUUGAGUCUCAGUCCAGUGCACAGUUUUAAUUUGCCAAGACAUUUCGUGUGCUGUCAGAAUACUGAUAUCAGUUACUGUAAAUCUGUACUUAUUUAAAUACGAUCAUUUCAUUUCAUUUUACUUAUUUAAAUAGCAGUGAAGUGUUGACCCAAUAUAAAGUUCAGAACUUGUAACAGGUGUCCUCUCACUGAAUGCCUAAGACAGACUGAAGACACUGACAGUGCCAAAUUGUUAGGAUUACAGCCAAGGAUACCACAGAACUGUUGAAGUGCCCGAACAGAUCAUUUGCAGUUUGACUGUUGUCAGACACGGUGAAAUAAAAUGGAAAAUCCUAAUUUACUUUGCUUAGUUUCAUUCCAUAAUAUAAGUUUUUUGGGGUAACUCACAAGCCAAAGUAAAGUUUACUUAGUUCAAAAAUCUGUUACAUGAAUUAAUAGUGUGAACUUAAAAAUAUUCUGCAGUGACCUUCUCAAGAAGGUACUAUCUGCUGAUUCCUAAUGUAUUUAUUAAUCAAAGAGUUUUUAUCAAUAUCUGUUUAUCAAGUCAAUUGAUUAAUUAAUGGAAACAGUGAUAAAAGUAAGAGUACUCUUCCUGAAGUUUUGAACCCCAGAUAGGUCCCCAUUAUUCAGGAACAAACAUUUGCUGUAACUUGCCAGUAACCAUAAAAAGUUUAAUUACUGAUAAAGUUCAGUUAAGAAGAGCCUGGGAGAGGAGCUGAUAAUAGGAAACACAUUCUGAUCCAUUGUCAACUUUGUUAGCAGCGCCACUUGGCAUUUGUAUUGUUAAUAAUCUCAAGUAACGUUACUGUUAUGUAAAAUAUGGCUCUUGCAUACAUUUAGUGCAGCAGUGUGAUCAGUGGACGUAAGUUCUGUAAUUCGACUUUCCGUUUGGUGACAAUGGCAUAGGAAUUGCCUACCUCUGUGUAUUGUACCUUUACAUGUUUCAUGAAAAGUUUAUUACCUUUUAAAUGAAAAGAUGUAGGAUUUUUUGACUUGCUACACAUCCAAAAGGUCCAUUUCAUUUGAGAUCUGUGAAAGGGACAUUAUAUUUUUUUUUCUCAAUAUGUAUUGCAUAAUUUUGUUGCAUGACAUGUUCUGCAUCCUUGUGGAACUCAUUAUGGAUCUAUUGAACAAGGACAUCUAAUCUAAUCUUAAACACUAAAAUGUUCUUUCUAAUUCUGCAUACUGAUAUGACAAAUUACACACACACACACACACACACACACACACACACGACUUGCUAAAGUGUACGCAUUAAAGUGUGUAAGGAGUGGUAAUUUACACUGGGAAAGUCAAGUCAUUUCAAAAACUUUUUCUGGAAACACACCAUUUUUAGUUAGCAGACAAGAUUCAAAUUUCAAAGUUCUGUUGAUAAUGAUAUGUUGAAAGUUGAUGAAUACCAUCAUGUUGGUAGGAGUCGGUAGACUUCGGUCUGUUUGUGUUUUGCGCCUGGUUGCUGUCAACAUCGGGAAUCUAAUACAGAACAUUUUGUGUGUGUGUGUGUGUGUGUGUGUGUGUGUGUUUUAAGGGCUUGCCAUCUUGUUACUAUAUGCAGGCUGUAGCUCUCCUCACACCUAUGACCACCACUACACAGUUCAGGCCAUGACACUGUUGCCCAAGCAGCACCAUGUGGAGCUGGAGCUGCAUGGAGCUCUUUUGUCUGCACUUUAGUGCUCUGUUUUACUUACUUACAGCACUUACACUUAAUUUUUAAGGAAAUUUACAGGGAUUUGGAAGUAGGAAAUCAUAAAUUUAUGGUAUAAUUUAAGAAGAGAAUAAAAUAAGAUAGGGAAGAGUAGACACAGAAAUCCUUUCACCAACACCAUGUGGGGAAGGGGACUUGCUCCAGUGGCCACAUGUGAUGCUACACAUUUUAGUAUUGUCCACACAAACAUCCCUCUUUGGGAAAACUCGAUUUGUUCUGUCCAUGCGGAUCUAAUCUAUGUUGGUGUUGUUUGGUAGAGUGCUGUGUGAGUUGAUGUUUGUUACGUUGUAUUACUAUACUACUACUACUAGGGUAGUUAGCAAACAAAUUCUGUAUGGCUUUGAAACAAUAUCCUGCCUCAGUGUGAUGUAAUUAAGUUAUAUACUGUUCCUUCAUAGCUGUAGGCGAAAUAACAAGCCACCAUUGACCUAUUAUUAAUGUCGUAAAAUUAUUUUUGUUGAAUAAAACUAGACAUUUUUAAUUAGUGGACCCAUUAAUUUUGUAUGGUUGUGUAAUAUACAUUCUCUCUUUCUGUUGUGUAUUUGCUCCGUUUGAUUUUUAUUGCUUACCUUAUAUGAAACUCAUAUUACACUUGUAUUAUUAUAUGUAGAACGAUGCGUUCAUUUAUGUAAUUACUUAACAAUAUUGGGUACAGGUUUAAUGUGGAUACUAGAACAAU